Molecule: messenger RNA, 1161 nt
Organism: Trametes versicolor FP-101664 SS1
Lineage: Eukaryota; Fungi; Basidiomycota; Agaricomycetes; Polyporales; Polyporaceae
Product: NAD binding oxidoreductase
Exons: 5
Coding region: 1-1161 (386 amino acids)
Molecular function (GO): nucleotide binding
Source: RefSeq, a predicted model, not a curated record
AUGGCUAUGCUCCUGCAGAUGACCACCUUUCUCCAGCAAUACCUCUAUGAGAAGGGUCAUGAGCGACCCAAAGCCCCCAGUGCCUUGCGCAUCGGCGUUCUCUCAACAGCCAUGAUCAAUGCCGCUGCCAUUCUCAGGCCCGCGCUCAGCCACGGCGACGUCCUGAUAUCUGCGAUUGCGUCACGCAACUUGAAGCAAGCGCAGGAUGACGCGGCGAAGUACGGCAUUCCCAAAGCUUACGGCUCCUAUGACGAGCUUCUCAACGAACCUGGCAUCGAUGCGGUCUACAUCUCGCUCCCAAACGGCCUGCAUGGCAAAUGGGCUAAGAAGGCUCUACAUGCGGGAAAGCACGUCCUACUCGAGAAACCGUUUACCGCCAACGCCGAUGAGGCACGUGAAAUCACGAAGCUCGCACAAGAGAAGAACCUCGUCCUCCUCGAGGCCUUCCACUGGCAGUUCCAUCCUGCCGCGCAUGCCGUGAAAGCCCUCCUCGACAGCGGCGAAUACGGCUCCAUCCUGCACACACGCGCGCGCAUGACCUCCCCAAAAGGCUCGAUCCCGCGCUCCGACAUCCGCUGGUCGUACCCGCUCGCAGGCGGCUCCCUCAUGGACAUGACCUACGUCGUCUCCGCCACGCGCUACUUCCUCGGGACGGGCGCCCCGCGCGAGGUCGUCGCCGCGCCGGCGCGCCCCGCGCGUGAGGACCCGCGCGUCGACGAGGCGAUGCACGCGACGCUGCGGUACGACGUUGGGGGGCGCAUGGUCGAGGGCGGGAUCUACAGCGACAUGGACCGCGCGAAUCUGUUUGGCAUCGUACCCCGCGCGUGGGAGAUGCCGAGCAUCGAGAUCGAGACUGAGCACGCUACGAUCUACUUCUACAACUUCAUGAUGCCGCACCUGUACCACUACAUCCAGAUCUACGACAAAGGCACGGGCGCGACGCACACGGAGAAGCACUACUCUGGGGGCCCGCUCUGGGGCGCGCGCGGCGAGGCGUGGUGGAGCACGUACCGGUACCAGCUCGAGGCGUUCGUGGACAAGGUGCGCGGGCGCGAGCCGGUGCACUGGGUCACGCUCGAGAGCAGCGUCGCGCAGAUGGAGACGAUCGACGCGAUUUAUGAGAAGGCGGGGUUGGGGAAGAGGCAGCCGACGCCUGAGUGA